Messenger RNA from Hepatospora eriocheir, 273 nucleotides. NCBI's taxonomy places the organism in Eukaryota, Fungi, Microsporidia, Hepatosporidae. The record is from the annotation of a GenBank genome assembly.
AUGUUAAAAAGAUAUGAGGAAACAGAUAGAAAUGAGGAAGUAAGAAAGUAUAAAGAAGCAGACAGGCAUGAGGAAUUAAGAAAGUAUGAGGAAGCUGAUAGGUAUGAGGAAGCAGGAGGAGAUAAGGAAGUUUACAGGCAUGAAGAAGCAGACAAACAUGAGGUAACAAGAAGACAUAAAAAUAACCAGGCACUAUCUAGAGGCAGGUCUAAAACUGUAAGUCAUUUAGAUAGAGAGGAUAAGAAUAAAAGUUCUUCAAGGCUUGUCUUAUAA